Molecule: messenger RNA, 3469 nt
Organism: Magallana angulata
Lineage: Eukaryota; Metazoa; Mollusca; Bivalvia; Ostreida; Ostreidae
Product: malate synthase-like
Exons: 15
Coding region: 144-1919 (591 amino acids)
Biological process (GO): glyoxylate cycle
Cellular component (GO): cytoplasm
Molecular function (GO): malate synthase activity
Source: RefSeq, a predicted model, not a curated record
UGACACACUUUCUAUGACCAUACCUCGAAGCCACGUUAUUUGUUUUUGAGGCAAUCAUUAUGUAAACUAGGGUCCUAUAAUAAAAAGAGGGUGGCGUAAAGAAUUGAAACAUUUUAAAAGGCCAAGUGCACAAAUUCUGUAAAAUGGAGAGUUUUCUUAUCACACAGCGAAACAUGUCUGCUGCUGAAAUUCAACCAAAGUCUUGUUCAUUGAAAGGAGAAUCCUUUUACUUGCAUCAAGAACUUAGAAAGAUGGGGAUCUCGAACACAGAGGUAGCAGACCCCCUGGUUAACUGUGAGGAAGCCUACAGAACAUUGCUGACUCCAAGAGCAGUUCAGUUUCUCUCAGAACUUGUUCAAGAAUUUGAUCAAAAAGUCACACAGGUGCUACAAGCCAGAGAAUGGAGAAAACUAGAGUUGAAACAGUCUGACACUCUUCCUGAUUUUGAUCCAAGCACUGCUCAUAUUCGGCAGUCAAGUUGGACUGUCUCUCCUGUUCCCAGAAGGCUUCAGUGUCGCCAUGUCGAUCUUGGUGAUGUGUCUCCUAGCAACACGUCCCACUUUGUUGCCGCACUGAAAUCUUCAGCACAAGGAAUACAGACUGACUUUGAUGAUGGCCAUUGUCCGACCUGGACCAACCAGCUCCAAGGGUUACAUAAUGUUUACCGAGCGGUACACAACACCUUACCAGGUGUUCCAAACAUCCAGGAUGCUCCUGUACUGAUGCUUAGACCUAGAGCAUGGAACAUGGUGGAACAUAACUUGAUGGUGAAUGGCAAAGAGGUUCCAGGCCCAUUAUUUGACUUUGGCCUUCUCAUGUUUCAUAAUGCUAGUAUUUUGUUGGAGACGGAAAGUGGACCCUUUUUUUACCUUUCAAAAUUAGAGAGCAGUAAAGAAGCUGCAUUGUGGGAUGCUGUUUUCAGUUGGACGGAGAAAAAGCUUAAAUUGCCACAUGGAUGUGUGAAAGCUUGUGUGUUAAUUGAGAAUGUACUAGCCUCUUUUGAAAUGCAUGAAAUCCUCUAUGCACUGAAAGAUCAUUCUUUGGGACUUAACUGUGGGAUCUGGGAUUAUUCCGCCUCUUUCAUCAACAAAUUCGGACACCGUCGAGACUUUCUUUUACCCGACAGAAAUAAAUAUGUUUCCAUGGACCGCCAUUUUCUAAAAAGCUACAUGGAUUUAGUGGUACAGACUUGCCAUCAACGUGGUUGCCAUGCAACAGGAGGAAUGGCAGCUCUACUUCUUCCUAAAAUGUCUACAGAAAAUUACUCAAAAUAUCAGGAAAUUCAAGACAAAGUUUUGAGGGCUAAACAGAAGGAGAUAGAGGCAGGGGUGGAUGGCUUCAUGGUUUAUGAUGUUCGUUUGGUUCAACCAUCUCAGCAGUUGUGGAAAAGACUCACCUCUUCAGAAAAUCAGUUUUCCAAGUUAAGGUCGGAGGUCAAGGUCUCUAAUAAAGACUUGUUAUUAAUGCCUUCAGGAGGUGUUACUUACAAUGGUCUAAGACAUAACAUAGCUGUAGGAAUUCUUUUUAUUGAAGCAUGGUUAAGAGGUGUAGGCCAUUACUAUUUCAAAGGUGCCGUAGAAGACUCGGCAACUGCUGAGAUAUCCCGAUCACAGAUUUGGCAGUGGAUUAGAUUUGGCGCAGUCCUAGAAGAUAAUGGCAAGCAGGUUACCAUGGCAAUGGUGAAGAGUCUGAUAUUAGAGACAGUGCAGGAAAGAUUCUGGUCCAAGGAGACCCGACACAUAGUGACCGACAAGGACCGACAGAGGCUGUUGAGUGCCGCACAGAUGUUCCAGGAGAUCAUCUCCAAACUCGAUUUUCCCGAGUUUAUUACCACUUAUCUAAAUCUGGACCACACGUUUUUGAAGAGCCAGUCUGCCUUCUCUUUCUUGAGCAUGUCAGCAGUGGAAUCUCAUUUAUAAUGCAGCUUUCUGUCAAUUUUUGUUGUUGCCUAGUCACCGCUAAAGUUUUCAAAUUUUCAUAAUUUAGUGAACCUUGGUUGAUUUAUUAAUGGCCUGUAAUGAUAAUAAUAUACCAGUACUGUUUAAUUUUGUUUUGUAUUUUUUGUUCAUGAGAGCUAACGGUAAACAGUUAGUGUACGAUCAUUGCAGGAAAAAUGCAUCUACCGGUAUAUUGCUAAUUGAGUCAUAUAUUUAUUUUUGCAAAGCGUGCUUCAUAUCAUUCUCUACUAAUUAUGCUUGCACCUCUGGAGGUAAAUUCACAGUUGAUUAUGAAUUGUUUGUUAUGGGUAUCAAAGAAUCUUGUUCUAAUGUUUGAUAGGAUGAAAAAAAUAAACAUUCCAUUAUUUUUUUACAAGGCAAAUCCUGUUAUGAAAAUGAUGAUUAUUGCAUAGGUAAUUUUUAUAAAUGAACACAUUUUAAUUAGUGAUCAAAGAUAAUUCAUCAGCUUAUGUACCGUAACUUAUGAACUGCCUGUAACAAUCUGUGUUUUUCAGUAUAUAGAAAGGUUUCGAUGUGAAAACUUAAAGAUGAUGAAAUAUGUGUAUGAAUAUUUCUUGUGUCUGUUGAUGCUAGCAUUAAGAGGGCUCAAUGGUCAUGGCCAUUUUUACACCAUAUUGAUCUCCUUUAGUAGAAGAGCUCUAUAUAAAAUUAUAGGAAAAUACCCAAAUUUUAAAGUCAAAAUUUAUGGAUUUUUUCUUUUGUUAAUAAUGGUUUACCAGUAUAUGUAAUAAAUCAUAUCUCAAAAUUUUAGGUAGAUCUGAUUGUUAAAUUGUUGACCAAUGUGCCUCCUUAAUACAUCUGAUAUUUUGUGCCAUAAAUAUUUUUUUGUGGAUAUUUAGAACAGCAUUAGCCUUAUAUCUUUUUUAAAAUCUUUACUGAUGAUUUGAAUGAUUUAUUACUAAGAUACAUGUGUACUGGUUAUAUAAGAUUAUUUUGUUACCAAAAAUCAAUUUUCAAUAGACUUUGAAAUUGUAAAAAUGAGAAGGUUAGUUUCAAAUCACAAUAUGUAACCCAUUCGCCUUGUAUUAAUGUCACUAUAUUAUGAAUAGGCCGAAUUUUGAGGGGGGGGGGGGGGGGGGAAUGGGAGAUUCUUUUGUAUGUGUAAACAAUUUGAUUUGAAUGCAAUUUUUUGUGAUAAAGAAAUGAAUCGCGUUUUGAGUACUUAUGAAAACUGCCCUGUUCAUAAAUGAUUUUGUACAAUGUUUUAAUUACCUAUAAGUUUUAUUUUUGUAAAAAAAAAAUUGGCAUUCUUUGAUUAUGAUAUUUACUUUGGGCUGUUGUUAAAAUUGUAAAACAAUAUUUUUCAUUUGUAAACAUUUGUGUUUAGACUAUUACCUCGAAGACUAAAAAAUUCAAAAGAAAUUGUGAUGCAAUUUUUACACCCAUGUAUUUGUUUGAAAUAUGUUCCAAAAAAAUCUCCAUAAUUUUAGUGCAUAUUAUAUAACUAUUUUUUAUCUUUUAUCAUGUACUGUGAUAUGUAUAGUUUUCUAUUAAAAUUCCAUUAAAUCUUA